Molecule: messenger RNA, 2425 nt
Organism: Aspergillus melleus
Lineage: Eukaryota; Fungi; Ascomycota; Eurotiomycetes; Eurotiales; Aspergillaceae
Gene: fen1
Product: multifunctional nuclease RAD27
Exons: 4
Coding region: 278-1357 (359 amino acids)
Cellular component (GO): nucleus; cytoplasm
Molecular function (GO): 5'-3' exonuclease activity; 5'-flap endonuclease activity; DNA binding
Source: RefSeq, a predicted model, not a curated record
CUCGAAGGCUGCGCUUCUUUCGACCUGGCAAUCUCUCUGAAGUUCAUGACCAGCACUUUUCCUCUCUUGAUUUUUUGAUCUUCUCUUAAGUUCGGGAAGGGAGAAAUCAAGCACAAUGGGUAUUAAACAGCUAUACCAGGUCAUUUCAGAAAAUGCCCCCGAUGCGAUCAAAUCGGGGGACAUUAAGAACCACUUCGGCCGGAAGGUCGCUAUUGACGCGUGCGUUGUCUCCGAGCUUUGAACCCCCCCGCAAACACUAACAAAUCAAACCAGUUCCAUGAGCAUCUACAGUUUCCUCAUCGCCGUCCGAUCGGAAGGCCAGCAGCUCAUGAGCGACACGGGCGAGACGACGUCACAUCUGAUGGGCAUGUUCUACCGCACCCUCCGCAUGGUGGACAACGGCAUCAAGCCUCUAUACGUGUUCGACGGCGCCCCGCCGAAGCUGAAAUCCGGCGAACUGGCCAAGCGUACGGCGCGGAAAAGCGAGGCCACGGAAGCGCACGAAGAGGCCAAGGAGACGGGAACGGCGGAGGAUGUCGAGAAGUUUUCGCGACGGACCGUGCGUGUCACGAGAGAGCAUAAUGCGGAGUGCAAGAAGCUUAUCAAGCUAAUGGGCAUUCCCUACAUUGAUGCCCCGACGGAGGCAGAGGCGCAGUGCGCCGUGCUCGCGCGGGCGGGGAAGGUCUAUGCGGCUGCGUCGGAGGAUAUGGAUACACUUUGCUUCGAGGCGCCUAUUCUGCUGCGGCAUCUUACGUUCAGUGAGCAGCGGAAGGAGCCUAUUCAGGAGAUCCAUCUGAACCGUGCGCUAGAAGGCCUCGGCAUGGAUCGUAACCAGUUUAUCGAUCUAUGUAUCCUACUAGGAUGCGAUUACCUCGAACCCAUUCCCAAGGUGGGACCUAACACGGCGUUGAAGUUGAUUCGGGAGCACGGCAGCCUGGAGAAGGUGGUCGAGGCGAUCGAGAGCGACCCCAAGAAGAAAUACGUCAUUCCCGAAGACUGGCCGUACCAGGACGCCCGAGAACUGUUCCUCAACCCGGAUGUCCGGGACGCCAGUGCCCCCGAGUGCGACUUCAAGUGGGAUGCGCCCGACGUCGAGGGACUCAUUGACUUCCUGGUCAAAGACAAGGGGUUCAACGAGGAUCGAGUGCGAAACGGGGCUGCUCGGCUGCAGAAGAACCUAAAGUCGGCCCAGCAAUCCCGGUUGGAGGGCUUCUUCAAGCCAAUGGCCCGGACAGAUGCGGAGAAGGCGAACCUUAAGCGCAAACACGACGAGAAACUACAGGAGCAGAAGAAGCGCAAGAAGGACGAGGCGAAAGCCAAGAAGGAGGCCAAGUCGAGACCUCGCGGUGCCGGGUAGACCGACAGACGAUGACAAGGGAUCAAGAUAAUUACGGAGACAAAACAGAAUAAUAUUUACGGGCCGAAUGAUAACAAUUCAAAAUCAACCCAAAAGGAAACCGGAAGAAUCAAGGCGUUAUGUGGAGAUCGGAAUCAAUUGACAACACUUACGGAGCACUUUCAAACAAGGCGUGGCGAUUCCCCAUUGGAACGACAACCGUCCAACUUCCACCUAGUACCUAGUAAUUUGCUGUACAAGUAGGAUUAAUCCGUAUGAAUCAUAGGUAGUAAAUAAUCACCAGGCGAAACACUGUGGGGAAGAAAGACAAUGUUUGGGUAUUAUUUUGGGGCAUUCAUUCUGCAUGAUCUGCCGAGGAAAUCAAUCGGGGCCGGGCAGACAGGGUUUCGCCAGCAAGAGAGGUGUUGGGCACAAAACCCAUUGGCUGUGAUCCUGAGGCACUCGGGGCUCUAGGCGCGCCAAAUCAUCCUUGAUUGGGUUUGUCUCUUGGGUGUCUAUUUCUGGUUGUAGUAUUUAUUGUGCUGGCCUUGUUGGGAUUUGAGUGUGGCGUGCAUUGAAUGUCUGGGUGUACUGUGUGAUGAGUGGACGGGGAUGGGAGGGUCUUCCUUGGAGGGGGCACAAUGUCUGAGAUAAUUGUGUGUCCUUGUUUUAUCUUCAUUGUUUUUACUGUUGCUGUGGUUUGUGAUAUUUAAUUGUUUGCACAGUAUAGAAUAAGCUACGCGCAGUUCUACGCUGAUGAUCGAAGUCGCGGGAGGGCUGGAACUAUAUAUAUCCUCGGAAGCCGAAUACUACAGAUGGAGAUACGACUCCCACCAAACCACACAGACCAGUAUGAGAGCAUUGCGCUUCAAUGAUACAAGAAACAAGAUAAACAGAUCUCCAAAGCCCCUACCUCCAAUCUAGACCCAAUAACCCCUGACCUGGUGGACAGAUCAGCUAUUCAAAGUGUGCGCCAGAUCACUCAUCUCGGGAAGCGAGAAGGGCCGUGCUUCAGGUGAAUUAUGAUCCUGGGUCCGACAGGGCUUGAAUCGGGUUUCAUUGUAGUUGUGUAUUAUGUAUCAACCGAUC